Molecule: messenger RNA, 2844 nt
Organism: Leishmania mexicana MHOM/GT/2001/U1103
Lineage: Eukaryota; Euglenozoa; Kinetoplastea; Trypanosomatida; Trypanosomatidae
Exons: 1
Coding region: 1-2844 (947 amino acids)
Source: RefSeq, a predicted model, not a curated record
AUGGAGCUGGCGGGAUACCCUGCAGUUGUGGCUGUCGUUGCGGGUCGCUUUCCUCUGCUCUUCUCUGUGCUCGCGCGGUUUGAGCAAGACCUCGGCGUCGCUCAUGCAGAGCCGAUGAGCGUCGCGGGUGUCGCAUGGGACGUCUGGUGCCGCAGCAUGUGGUUGGCUAACGCGUGCGCUGUGGAGGACAUCGGCUACCGGGCACUGGCCACUCUCGCCUCUCUACCGCAGCUUUUGCGCAGCAUGGAGAAGGAUGGCAACGACACUGUAAACGAGGUUUGGUCGGUCCUGCAUGUCCUCUCGUGGGCGGUGCGCUGCUCGGCGAUCGGCGGCUCCGUGGCGACACUUCUGGAAAGCUGCGAGGAGUUCUGGCUGCUCGUGAGGUCGGAGGUGGCGACGGCAGGGCGACACAUCGGCGUGCAGCUCGUCCUGCUAGACCUCCUCAGCGCCUUGGCGCUUCACGUCGCUUUCUCAACGCCACUCCACAGGCGGCUCGUGGCGCUGGUGGCGGAGCUGACACAGCUACCACUCCCUGUGCACUUUCACACGGCCGUGAGGCUGUAUUACGGAUGCGCGGUCGUCGAGCAGGAGGACGAGGGCGCCGCCAUGGAGAAGGCGCACGAGCAACUCCGCGACGCGUGGGCACGCCUGACACAACAGUCUGCCCUCAUCCCACCUGCGCUGCAGGCGGCAGAGUGGAUUGUCGGGGAAGAGGUGAAGCAGAGCCUAGAAACCGCCAGGCAACUUCAUCGCCUUCUCCGCAGCAGCUGCAGCGGUACCGCCCCCGACGUGAAGGCUAUAACGGCAUUUCGGAAGAAAGCAUGUGAACUGCCGGCGGUGCUUCGUGCUUUCUGCGUACACGCGCUUCCUGGGAACCCGCUUCUGUGGCUGCACCGGGCCCUCGCGAACUCCUCAAAGGCGCACCUCGUCGCAGCGAUCACCGACACACUCGCCGACGUCGUCGUCGACGCGGCGCCAGAGAGUGAGGCAGCCGAGACGACGGGCGCUGGGCACGCGCACGUCGGCAACAACGCGUACGCGCAGCUCUUUCUACAGCAGCUGUGGGUGAGCGGAAUGAGUGUGUCGCUGAGCGCUCUGCUGAACCGGCGCGACUCGGCCAUCACGGCGGCCGUGAUGCGACUGCUGCAGUGGAUCGCCAUCCGCACCCCACAUGAAGGCUCAAUGCGGCGUGUUUUGCUUGGUGCCCCUAGCAUGUCUCUCAUCGUCGACGUCUUGGCCGGCAUUGCCAAGAGCGAUGCGGUGAAAGGGGAACUCAAGAAAAAGGCAGUGCGGGCCGUGGUGGAACACGCUUUCUGCCUGGUAUGCGCGUUGGAUCACGCAGAGCUGACAAGCGUCUUCAACGACUCGCUCCUCAUGUCUACUCGCACCCUCAUCUCCGAGGGAAAAGACGAUCCCACUCUCCUGGACCAUGGUCUACGCGCGCUUGUCCACCUCGCCGCGGCCUUCCCGAUGGCGGCGUCGAUGGCCCUGGACUUCGACUUUCUCGCCGAGCAGUGCGCCAUCGCAGACUCACCAGCGGUGAGCGUUGGUGCCCUCAUCGUGGGCUCGCUGAAUGUGAUGAGUGCCAUCGUUGUCCAGCAGCCAGCCGUGGUUACUUUUGAGUGGAUCGAAGCCCUGCUCGGCAUUCUGCAGAACCUCGACGGGUGGCGGCAUAGCGUGCCGGACCUGGACGUCACUCUGUGGCGAUGUGUGCGGCAUACCAUCGAGGCCUCCGAGGACUGCAACGAGUACCUCUUUACGGAGGAGACGCACAGGGUGCUUCGAAACGAGCUGGAGAGCAUGAAAUGCGAGGGUGCGCGCCUACACGACAUUAUGCCAUCCCUUCUCACCAUUGCCGCCCACAUUCAGCCUUUUGAGCAUCCACGAUUGAGCGCCACGACCUAUGAGGCGAUCAAGCGUGUGCCGGUGGCGCAGUGGACGGAGGACAUAUGCGACGGUGCCCUCCGCUUCCUUGUCGCGUCGUGUCCGUCGUUGGACUCCGACAAGGCGGAUGAAGCUACUGCAAGGCAUGCGGUAACGGCGGCCGCGGCCGUCCUCUACGGGGCUGAGCUGUCAAAUGUCCGUCUGCCGGCCAGCGCCUGGGAUGACUUUGCGCGGGGGCUUUCCGAAAAGGGCCUCGCCACUGACGCCGUGACGGAGCUCUUCGAUCUGGCACACACUGCCGCGUCGGCGUUGUCCGCGUCAGGCGCUGACAUGGCCGCUUCUGAGGCGACGAAGUUACGCAGCAGCAUUCUCCCGCUUCUCCGCAAUCUGUUUGCCACAUGCCCAACGGUUCGAUCGCCGGCAGCAGCGGAACGUGCUCAGGACCUGUGCAGCAUUCUGGCGGGUGAUCUAUCAAGCGCAUGCACGCCGCAGCUGCUCCAAGCCGCUCUGCUCCUCGUGGAGGACACUUGUGCCAGCAGCAUUCAUGCUGGCACAACACCGGAGAGCAUCGAGAUGCGGCAAGUAUGGACGUGUCUGACGAACAUUGCGCAUCAGGCAGUUGGCAAGGAGGAGGACGAGGCGUGGCGUACCGUCUUGAGCCGCGUCUACGCAGCCGCGCAUACCCUCAUUCUCACCUCCUCCGUCGUGCCUAUUGUGAGCGAGUGCGACCCUCGUGUGGACUUCGUAGGCAAGUGCGUAUUGCUGCAUGUGUCCAUAGCGGAGUGCGCUGCCCUGCUCCAGACGGUGCUCAACUAUGACGACGCGCGUGCUAGCCUGCGGCGGGACUACGGCGAGUCUUACUCAGCCGCACUCCAGCGCAUCGCAGACCCCACUCAUUACGCGAGCGGGCUGGUGCCCCUCUCGCUACAGCAGUAUCUGGGGGAAGUGACGCAGCGCUGA